Haemonchus placei is the source of this 1342-nucleotide messenger RNA. The record is from the annotation of a GenBank genome assembly. Lineage: Eukaryota; Metazoa; Nematoda; Chromadorea; Rhabditida; Trichostrongylidae.
AUGGGUCCAUAUUUCACUGAUAGUGAUUCCAUUGUUGUUGUUGCUGCUGUUGCUGUGGUUGCUGUUGCUGUUGUUGUUGUUGCGGUUGCUGUGGGCCCUGCUGCUGUAUCAUUGCAUAGGGUGGUGGAUUACCACCCAUAUUUUGAAUACCCUGUACUUGCUGCAUGCCUGAUUGCAUCCCAGGCAUCAUGUCAACACCACUACCUCCAGGUUGCUGCAUCAUUCCUUGAGGAUGUUGUUGAAAAGUUGGAGCCAUCUGCUGCCGCAUCAUCAUGGGUUGGCCAUGCAUCACCAUGUUUUGGUGUUGGAAUUGUUGUCCACCUUGCAUCAUGUUCAUCGGCUGCUGUGCGGAAACUGGCAUAGAUGCUGGCAUUGGUUGACUCGCAAAAAUAGGUUGCUGCUGGUACUGUUGUUGUUGUUGAUUCAUCAUGCCACCCAUGUCCAUUGAUUGAGGAAUAAUAUGUUGCGGCUGCAUCGGUUGAUGGAAUUCUCCUCCUGAGAACAUUGGCUGGCUAUUUGCAUUCAUCUGCUGACCGCCCAUUCGAAGCCUCUUAUUCACUGGUUCUGAAUCCAACUGUUGAUUCAUGGCUUGAUUGACCUGAAUGAUGAGUAUUUGAGAAUUGGGGAAUUGCCUCGAGGCCAAGAUGAUAAAGCUUACCUGAGGAUUUGUAGCCUGUUGGUUUUGAUCAUCCACAAUAUUCAUGGCAAGAGAUUUCUUGAUAUCAGCGUCUGGCAAGGAUUCACGUUUUGGGUAUGGUAUUUCAAACUUAUAGAAGACAUCUUCUGUCGGUUUUGGAUCCAUCUUGAAAUAUGGCUCCUCCAUGGCUUCCUUGCAAGAUAUUCGCUUAUUAGGAUCCAUCGUUAAAAGUUUCACCAGUAACUUGAAUUGAGGAGAAUCGGACUCGAUCUUGUGCUUCUCCAUGUACCGCGUCAUACUGCAGUUGGGAAAGGCGGUUUGGGAUGAUUUGAUGUCAGUUUGUAAUUUGUGAUAAUCAGGCAUCUUUUUGAAAUCAGUCCAUUCGCUUUCUUGAGGAUAUCCCAUGACAGUAAAAAUUCUCUUCAGCUGAUCAUAGUGAUAAGGGCUCUGAGCCUUUAUAUCCUCUUCCUUACAAAAGAAAACUGGUUCUGCUGUGAGUAGUUCAGCAAAUAUACAUCCAAUAGCCCAAACAUCAAUUGCUCUGAAAGAGAAAUCCGAAGUAGUAACGUCUCUCACAAUACAUACCAGACAUACCUGCCACGAUGUACGCCAGGUGCAUCACCCAUGACUAGUAUAUUUGCAGGUUUCAAAUCACGGUGAAGAACCCAAUUAGAAUGGAGAUAAUGUAUACCGUCUAAAAUUUGA